UCAACCCGAAACCAACAUGCCAGCAGAAGCCACCGUGAAAGCGCCCAAGAAGGGCUCCAAGAAAGCCGUGACUAAGACCGCCGCAAAGGGCGGCAAGAAGAGGAGAAAGAGCAGGAAGGAGAGCUACGCCAUCUACGUUUACAAGGUGCUGAAGCAGGUCCACCCCGACACCGGCAUCUCCUCCAAGGCCAUGGGCAUCAUGAACUCGUUUGUGAGCGACAUCUUUGAGCGCAUCGCCGGUGAGGCCUCCCGUCUGGCUCACUACAACAAGCGCUCCACCAUCACUUCCCGGGAGAUCCAGACCGCCGUGAGGCUGCUGCUGCCCGGGGAGCUGGCCAAGCACGCCGUGUCUGAGGGCACCAAGGCCGUCACCAAGUACACCAGCUCCAAGUAAACAUCCCGCUGCUAUAAUCCACUAAACCAACGGCUCUUUUAAGAGCCACACACUCCUUCUUAAAGAGCGAAGUUUCACAGUCAUGUGUUUGGAUACAAACUAUCAGGAACGAUUUCAGAUAUCACUUUUUACAUUAGUUUUUUUUUUUAUUCUAUACAUUGUUUUUGGCCAACAUUUGUGCUAUUAUGCAAUGUGUAUCUUACCUUUCUUAUUGUAAUUGUGUGUGUAUUUUUUUUUUUCUAUAACUGGUACCUGUCCUUAUUACACCGUUGGUCAGAGGGAUGUAUUUCCUCUAGGGGCCUACAUAUCUACCACUUAGAUGGGUUUUUAUAAUUAUAAUCAAAAGUGACAUUGUUUUACAUUAGAUUUCUACAGUCUGUUUUUAUCUUAGAUUUGCACUAUUUAGAAUUUUUAUAAUAAAUACUAAGUAACUUUCUUCAUAAUUGUCUUUGAUGUAUUCAUUACUAUCUUCAUACUUGUACCUGCCUUGUUUCACUGGGUCAGAGAGAAUUAUUUAAAUUAUCUGGCACGUAUUGCAGAAUUGACAUUAAAGUUGGCCUGCUAAUAAAGAAAAGCCCCUUGUAAACUCUACAAAUGUACUACUUAAAAUUGGGUAUUUAUAAUGGGCAAUGUUACUUGGUCUGUAUCAUUGCUUUGUGUCUUAGCCUCACUUUGUUCUAUUACUGGUAGACUUUACAUUUGGGCUACUAUAGUGCUUUUACUCUAUAUGUGAACAGGUACACCAGCUCAAAGUAAACCUGCUGUCAGACCAACAACACGGCUCUUUUAAAAAGCAUUUUAUUAACAUUUUAUUCUAAGAGAAAAUUUUCGUUCAAUCAUUGCUGUUUAUUUUGUAACAUCCAUGAAUAUUGUCACUUGUGAAAGUCUCUUAAAAUCUCCACCAUCAUGGUCACUAUUACUGUCAUUGUUAUUGCUUGGUGCCUUACAGUUGUAUUACUACAUGGACUUUACAUUAAGCUACCAUGCUAUUAUUCUACAGCAAAGUACACAAGCUCCAGGUAAACCAUCCUGCUCUUCUUUUAAGAGCCACACUUCUAAGAGAGCAUAGUUUCAUUCAAUCAUGCCAUUUUUUAAGCUAUCCAUGAAUGUUGUCACCUGUUUUUUGAUGUAGUAAAAGUCCCUUAAUAUCAAAUCUCAAAUGUACUACUUAAAAUUGGGUUUUUAUAAUGGGCAAUGUUACUUGGUCUGUAUCAAUGCUUUGUGUCUUAGCCUGACUUUGUUCUAUUACCACAUUUCUUCUAAGAGAGCAUAGUUUCAUUCAAUCAUGUUGAUAUAACAUAUAUAUAUAAGAAACAAGGCCAUUGUAAUCUCCAUAAUGUGCAAUACUUAAUAUUGUGUAUUUAUUAAUAUAAUGGGCAUUGUUUGGUCUAUAGCAUUGCUCAUGUGUCAUACUUUGUUCUGUAACUUCUUGUAGACUUUACAUUUAGGCUACUAUUUUGUUUUUACUCUAUAGCUGUGACCAGCUCGCCGUGUCCGAGGGCACCAAGGCCGUCACCAAGUACACCAGCUCCAAGUAAACAUCCCGCUGCUGUAAUCCACUAAACCAACGGCUUUUUUAAGAGCCAC
Sander lucioperca (pikeperch) is the source of this 1981-nucleotide messenger RNA. RefSeq names its product histone H2B-like. NCBI's taxonomy places the organism in Eukaryota, Metazoa, Chordata, Actinopteri, Perciformes, Percidae. The record is from RefSeq and is a predicted model, not a curated record. Gene Ontology annotation, molecular function: DNA binding; structural constituent of chromatin; protein heterodimerization activity. The coding region runs from base 17 to 394 and encodes 125 amino acids. The transcript has a single exon. Gene Ontology annotation, cellular component: nucleosome.